Molecule: messenger RNA, 3906 nt
Organism: Tachysurus fulvidraco (yellow catfish)
Lineage: Eukaryota; Metazoa; Chordata; Actinopteri; Siluriformes; Bagridae
Gene: itga8
Product: integrin, alpha 8
Exons: 30
Coding region: 179-3331 (1050 amino acids)
Biological process (GO): cell-cell adhesion; cell adhesion mediated by integrin; integrin-mediated signaling pathway
Cellular component (GO): integrin complex; external side of plasma membrane
Molecular function (GO): integrin binding
Source: RefSeq, a predicted model, not a curated record
CACACACACGCACACACACAGUCCGGCGGGAAAGGCGCGCGCAGCUGAAUGAAACGGAGCGCAUGGAGCACGCGCAGGAACUUUGACAGCCGAACUUGUGAAAAUAACGGGAAAUUCUGCAAACUGUAUUUGCGUUGGUUACGAAUCCUAGUCUGUGUCUGACACCAGGAGUGCAGCGAUGCUGGCGCGUGAGGCUCGAGCGUCUUGUCUAAUCUCAGUUAGUCUAAUCUUAUCUGAUUUUCUUUGCGGAAUGCUUGCUUUCAACUUGGAUGUGGAAAAUCCCGCUGUGUUCAGUGGAGCCGCUGGGAGUUACUUUGGAUACUCAGUGGACUUUUACCAUCCGACGCAGGACAGGAGCGCUGUGUCAGUGCUGGUCGGGGCUCCCAAAGCCAACACCACCCAGCCCGGUAUUGUGGAAGGAGGUGCGGUUUAUUACUGCUCCUGGCCCCCAUCAGAGCAGGACUCCUGCCGCGAGAUCCCUUUUGAUAAAGCAAAUAACAGGAUGGUUAAGGUGAAUGGGACACGGGAGCCGUUGGAGUACAAAUCCCACCAAUGGUUUGGAGCUACUAUCCGAACACACAGGGGUAAAGUCGUGGCCUGUGCGCCUCUUUAUCACUGGCGAACAGUGAAGAGCAGUGGUGAGAUGGAUCCAGUGGGCACAUGCUAUGUUGCUGUGCAGAACUUCAGUGCAUAUGCAGAGUACUCACCAUGCAGAACAAAUAAUCCGGACCCUGAAGGACAAGGGUUCUGUCAGGCCGGCUUCAGUGUGGACUUCACAAAGGACGGGACAUUAGUACUAGGAGGACCAGGGAGCUUCUACUGGCAAGGUCAAGUGAUGACUGCAGGAGUUGCAGAAAUCUUGAAUGGCUACUCUUUGAAGGCAAUACUCCGAAAGGUGCAAGGAGAGAAGCAGACGACAGCCGCCUCAGACGCCUAUGACGAUAGCUACUUGGGGUACUCUGUAGCUGUAGGAGAGUUCACCGGUGAUUCACAACAAGAGUUGGUAGCAGGAGUUCCACGAGGAGCGCAGAACUUCGGUUAUGUUGCAGUGAUAAACUCCACAAGUCUCACCCUCAUACAGAAUUUUACCGGAGAGCAGAUGGCUUCAUAUUUUGGUUACACUGUGGCUGUGACCGACGUUAAUGGAGAUGGGCUGGAUGAUGUUUUGGUCGGAGCUCCUCUGUAUAUGGAUCGGGAGUUUGAGAGUAAGCCACGAGAGGUGGGCCAGGUUUACCUUUACCUACAGGAGGAUACACUGCUCUUCUCACCUCCCAUAACACUCACCGGUAUACAUUUGUUUGGACGCUACGGUAGCGCCAUCACUCCUCUUGGAGACAUCAAUCAGGAUGGCUACCUAGAUGUGGCAGUGGGAGCUCCGUUUGCAGGCGAGGACCGCGGCGGUUGUGUGUUUAUUUAUAACGGUGAGAGGUCUGGUUUAAGAAUGAAGGCCUCGCAGGUGCUCAAAGGAUCCUGGGCUCCAACUAGAAUUCCAGCAGGCUUUGGGUUUACACUGCGUGGUGACUCAGAUCUGGACAACAACCAGUACCCUGAUCUUCUUGUUGGGGCUUUUGGAGCUGACAAAGUGGUGGUGUACAGAGCAAGACCCGUGGUUACGGUGGACGCUCAACUCAUCCUAACUCCCAAAAUCCUCAACCCGGAGAAUAAGACCUGCCUCAUGCCCAAGUCUAACAGCAUGGUUCCCUGUUUGAGAGUAGAUGUCUGUGCUAAAGUCUCUGGAAUUGGCAUCCCUGAUCGUGUCGCUUUGAACAUGGAGCUGCAGUUGGACUCGUUAAAGCAGCGAGGCGCAGUGAAGCGGGUUCUGUUCCUCGACUCACAUCAGUAUCAUCGUUCACUGCAGAUGUUACUGGGCCAGCGGGAUCGCCAACGAUGUCUCAACCAUAUCAUCUACCUACGGGAUGAGACUGAAUUCAGAGAUAAGCUGAGUCCCAUCAGUGUAGCUCUGAACUACAGUCUGGAUCAGACAUCUCCUUUAUCUGGCCUCCAGCUACGACCCAUACUGGACCACUACAGCAUGACCUUGCACCGCGAACAGGCGAACAUCUUGUUGGACUGUGGAGAGGACAACAUGUGUGUCCCAGAUCUUGAGCUCUCUGCUAAAAUGGACCGGACAGACCUGGCGAUUGGUGAUGAAAACCCACUGCUGCUUACCAUCAUUGCAGCCAAUCAUGGAGAAGGCGCAUAUGAGGCGGAGCUUGUGUUGCGUCUCCCACCGGAGGCAGACUACAACGGCAUGGAACGCCGACGGGAGGACCUACAGAUCCUGAAUUGUGAGCACAGGAUGGAAAAUGACACCCAGUUGGUUGUGUGUGAAUUAGGAAACCCAAUGGUGGCUGGAGCAAACGUGUCUAUUGGUUUGCGGUUCUCUGUCCAGCGGUUAGAAGACGCUGAAGCUCACAUUGGCUUUGCAAUGCAGAUUCACAGCACCAACAAAGAUAACCCAAAGAGUAACCUUGUGAAUUUGACUCUCAACGUUGUCGCACGAGCACAGGUGGACAUCCGAGGUGUCUCUCUACCAGCUCAGGUGGUUCUUCCUUUUCCUCACUGGGAGCCUAAAGAGAACCCAGUCAGAGAGGAUGAGAUUGGACCUCAGAUUCAACAUAUUUAUGAGCUCUAUAACACAGGUCCAAGUUCUGUGAGUGGCACAGUUUUGGAGGUGGGAUGGCCCAGUCGUUAUCGAGAGGAGCAUUUGCUCUAUGCCAUGGAGAUCAUCACUGAUGGACCGAUUCACUGUCACAUCAAUGGCUCACUGAACCCUUUGGAGCUCGAGACGUCAACUUUGCAAGACACACCAGAGCUGCUGGGUUUUCUGCGCAACAACAGCGGGCCGACUCGUCGUAGGAGAUCUGUUACAACCACACAGAGCUACAGCAGCAAAACACUGAAUUGCUCUAAUAUCCAUUGCCUGAUGCUGGAGUGCAUUGUGGGCCGUUUGGAUCAAGGACAGAGUGCGGUGGUCAAAAUCCGAUCAAGACUCUGGGCUCACACCUUCCUACAGAGGCGGAACGACCACUACCUCGUCAACUCUACUGUGUACUUCAGAGUAACAGGCAUGCCUUACCGCAUCAAGCCACGUACCCUGCCACAGCAGAGCAACUCGAUUGGUACGUAUGUCGUAUGGGCGAUUCCUGAUCUGUCCUUUGCCAUUCCUCUGUGGGUGAUUAUUCUGGCCAUUUUACUGGGGUUGCUGGUGCUCGCCAUCCUAACCCUAGUUAUGUGGAAGUGCGGAUUCUUCGAUCGAGCACGGCCACCAAAAGACGACAACGUAUCAGACCAGGAGCAUCUGACGGCCGAGAAAUCAACAGAGGCGUAAACGGAAGAAGAGGCAAAACAAGAAUGUGAAAGAAAUAGCCAUGAAGACGGUGUGUGAGUGUUGAUAGAGGGAAUUUGAUAGAGGUACUGUAUGUCAAGAGCACCUGAAAUAGCGAUCCGACCCUCUCUCCCAUGCUGCACUGGGAUCUGUGAGCUGGGUCAUUCUGUCGUUCAUGGCAAACUUCACUCCAGUCAGGCAUGACAUGGGUUUCUGGAUCUGAGUUUCCUUUUCUCAGAUCCCUCAAGGGCUGUGAAAAGAGAACCAUCAAACAGUUAAAGACAACAAGAGAAAAUCCUGCUUCUCGUGUUAUAAACAGAGACGACAAUCAUCACACACCCCCAGAUUGAAGGAUGCACACUGGGAAAAUGGGAUUCCUCUUUAAAGCACAGCUCACUUUUGCCUUAAGAACUGUAACACUGCUGAGAGUUUCUAUGAGCUGUAAGAUGAGCUUUUCCAAAUCUUUUUCUUAACUGUUUUUGCAGGUCUUAAAAUCUUCUGUGAGUGCCUAUACACCCAAACACAUACACACACACACACACACACACACACACACACACACCCAUACACACACACAC